This is a messenger RNA of Exophiala oligosperma, 1783 nucleotides long. RefSeq lists its product as uncharacterized. Bases 136 to 1716 code for a protein of 526 amino acids. The record is from RefSeq and is a predicted model, not a curated record. Lineage: Eukaryota; Fungi; Ascomycota; Eurotiomycetes; Chaetothyriales; Herpotrichiellaceae. Gene Ontology annotation, molecular function: carbohydrate:proton symporter activity. Gene Ontology annotation, cellular component: membrane. Gene Ontology annotation, biological process: carbohydrate transport; transmembrane transport. The transcript is spliced from 4 exons.
CAGCGUCAGAACUUGAGAUGGCGACUUCACAGAGCAGUAUCGCGUUCCUAUCUCAGCAACCACCCUCACGACCAUCCUUGCCACAAUCAUUUGCCUAAACGGCUUUCAGUUUCACCUCCACAUUGACCUUCCAUAAUGUUCAACAUCAAGUACCCUUGGGCUUGGACCUUUUGUGCCUUUGCAGCCCUUGGUGCCUGCCUAUAUGGCUAUGACGGCGUCUACUUCAAUGGCGUAUCUACUCUGGACGUCUUCAUCGAACACUUCGGCACCACGAACGCUGAUGGCGAAAAGGUCAUAACCCCCUCGCAAUUGUCCAUCAUGACAUCGAUGAUCAACGUGGGCGAAUUGGUCGGGUCUCUGACGGCUGCACCUCUCAAUGAUUAUUUUGGGAGGAAGGGUGUCUUGUUCAUCGGGUCCAUAGUGACCAUAGUCGGAGUCGUGUUGCAACUGUCUACCGAGUCGAAUCAAAAAUACAUGACAGCUGGACGGGCCAUCCUUGGCUAUGGAGUUGGCGCCUUCUCUUCGACGUCGCCAUUGUAUAUUGCAGAAAUCGCACCUACAGCCAUCCGCGGGCCCCUCCUCAUGUGCUGGCAGCUCACGUUGUCUGUCUCGCAGAUCAUCGCCGCUGCCAUCAACCGAGGCAUGGAGAACAACCACACGUCGCUGGCGUACCGCUUGCCGAUCGCCCUGCAGUUUCUAUUCCCGGGACUCGUCCUGGCGUUGAUCUGGUUCGUACCGGAAACACCACGUUGGUUGGUACGGAAGAACAGGGACGCGCAGGCUGAAAGGGCACUCAAGCUCGUUCAUCGAGAGGACAAGAAUUACGACACAAAGGCGGAUAUCGCGACCCUGCGACACAACGUCGACAAGGAAGACGAACUUGCAUCUCAGUCCUCUUGGGCGUCACUCGUCACCGACCCAGUGGAGCGCCGCAAGCUCAUCUACUCAGCCGGAGCCCUCAUCGCCCAGCAGAUCAACGGCAUCCAAUGGUUCUACUACUUUGGGACCGUCUUCUCCAAGGCCAUUGGCCUGAAGGAUCCGUUCUUGAUGACUCUCAUCGUCUUCAUAAUUCAAGUCUUUGUCGUCUUCGCCGCCGUUCUCUGCGCCAACAAGAUCCCGAGAAGGCCACUGUUGCUGAUCACAACCUCCAUCAUGACCGUGUCUAUCUUCAUCGUCGGUUGUCUCGGUAUCCCUGGUGGUGAUGUGAGCAAGACUUUCGGCAAGGUCAUCAUCUCCUUCGUCAUCAUUGAAAUCGUGGCUUUCAACUUUGCUUGGGGCCCACUAGGAUGGACAAUGGCAUCGGAAAUGGCGGUUGGCCGCAACCGGAACAAAAUCUACGCCCUGGCCGUGGCAUCCUUCUGGAUCACUGUCUGGGCAACUGUGUUCACGCUACCCUAUUUAUACUACUCUGCCAACCUGGGCCCUAAGACUGGUUUCAUCUAUACCGGCCUCUGUUUCGUGUCACUGUCGUACGUCUACUUCUGUGUCGGUGAGGUGACUGGUCGGUCCAUGGAAGAGAUUGAGGAUUUCUUCAACCGUGGUAUCCCGGCGAAGAAAUGGGCAGAGCAGCCUCGCAUGGAGCUAGACCAUGAGCAUAGGCGGGUAAAAGACUCUCUGUCUAAAGAGGAUCACGGAAUGAUUGAGAGAACUGUCGGAGAUGAAGAGAAGGCACCUGUUACAACACACCAAGAGCAGGAUGCAAGGUCAAGUGUGUAGACAGGGAAGCAUCAUGCAGCUCCAUAUAGAAGUAAUAUCUGCCAGGGACCAAAGGUCAAAGUGAAGA